Messenger RNA from Cotesia congregata, 1947 nucleotides. Lineage: Eukaryota; Metazoa; Arthropoda; Insecta; Hymenoptera; Braconidae. The record is from the annotation of a GenBank genome assembly.
AUGAACUUCGGAAGACUAACUCUAGUAAUUUUAUUCGCGGCAAAAAUAGCCGCGUCCUUAGACGUCAGGUCCCUAAAUUCUAUCGAGGAAAUAAUUGAAUUUGUCGCGGAAGUUGCUGAUUCAAUUAAUGGAGAAAAGCUAAAUGCAGCUGAAAAACUAGUGAACAGUUUUAGGAUCGACGGGUACCGAAAUUACGGAGAAGUUGUCAGGAAAUAUUUCGCCGAGUUUCCACAUAAAACAGUGACCGAUCAACAAAUCGAGGAAUUGAAGAAUUAUAUCGCAAAAAUAGACAAUGCGUGGAUAAAAUUUACAUCUGAAGAGGCGAAAGCAGAGUUAGGGGAAUUUGUCAAGCUGUUGCCGGAGAUUUCGGGCAAGUUGUACAGUAUUUACGUCGGAAAUGGUCAAGAUAUCAAAGGAUUCCCCACUCAAGUUGCAACAGAUAGGAAAUUUAGCAUAUGCCUAAUAACAGAAAACGACCAAUUGCGCCUGCGGAAGCUCCAUCAAAUUUUUAUACUGUCAGAACUCCGGGGGUUUAUUUUAUCCCUGAAAGCUUCCGAGGACCCUCAAAAAGCAGCAGCUCGUGCUGUUUUUCACGCCCAGCAAUAUUUACAGGCUACUCGCCAAGGUUUCCUCAAAAAAUGGAAUUAUCAUCGAAAAUGUGACCCUCGAAAGGACAUUAGAGGUGAAACCUUUUCGGAAUUUCUGGGCCUCUUUCAAGGCGUGAUAGUCAAUGAGCUACAAACCAACAGUGUCGAUGCUUCUCAUUGCAAAGAUGAUUGUUCGGCUGUGGAUUAUUUGAGAAUAGUCAGAUGCUAUGAUGCUGUUGACAAUACUGGAACCAUCAUCCAUUGCCAUGCAAAACCUUGCAAUGGAAUACUACAUGCUUGCAUCGAUGUAGGCAAUGUCAAAACAUGUGAAAUGAAUGAAAACUCGGACAGACGUUUUUCUUGGUUGAGAUCAGUCAAAGAUGAUACCUCUAAGUUACUAUGUCCGGGAAGAGUAGUUGAAAUGUAUCGUACUCGGUACAAAGAAAUUUUCCAUUGUUCAGUGUGCAAGUGUAUAUGUGCGGAACAGGAUGGUAAUUCGACAGCCAUGAGAACUAUCAGUCUCAUCCCGCAAUUCGCCGACAUCCGCAGAAACAUGGUAAUGACCGGAGUGCGAUUCGCUGAAAAGGACCGAAUGUUCCAUCUCCAAAUUGAGCAGGCUGAAUUGGGUCCUUUUGGAGAAAUCGUCCCAGAUACCGCGGAGUGGAAAGAACUGGGGGACUUUCAGUACGACCCAGCAGAAGAAGGGAGUUUUUCGAUGAAGAAAGGAGAAGAGUUCGUUAAAUUGACGGAGUUUAUAGACUUUUCUUUCGUGACCCUUGAUCAGCGGACCAUCAACCUGGACGAAAUCUUUGCUGACCCCGGGCAAGUUCUUAUCGGAGUCCGGUUCGUUUUCAAUGGCAUGGAUGAUGCCUUCGAGCUGCAGAUCAAGUCCUGGCCAGUAAAUUUGGAAACCGGUAAGUUGGCGGAAGGAAAUCCGUCCGAUGUCGAAUGGAUUGGAUGGGAAAAUUCGAAGAUGCGCUCGGAAUGCUACAACAGGCCUAGAAGUACGAUUGAUCUGGAAGACGCCAAUGAACCUUUGAGAACUAAUAAAUGGAAUGAAGCUCUGUUAGUUCCGAAUCUAAGACUUAUGAUACGAGCGACGAAUUUUCAGAAUGAUUUGCACCAACACACGAUUCCUUAUUUGGACCUUCAACCUGUCACCUAUUCUACGGCUAAGAUUCCUCUGGGUGGGCUUCAGAUAUUUUACAAGAGAGUCAAAGGUUAUGGAGGAUUUUUGGCCUUCAGAAUAUUUGGUUUUGAUUUUACUGAGGACUUUAGAUGGAAGAUGUCCACCAGUCAAUUCAAUAAAUAUCGACCUUUUUUUCACGAAAAUUUGAUCCUGCAAGAAUCUUCUGAAUAA